Molecule: messenger RNA, 1236 nt
Organism: Cuscuta campestris
Lineage: Eukaryota; Viridiplantae; Streptophyta; Magnoliopsida; Solanales; Convolvulaceae
Source: the annotation of a GenBank genome assembly
CUCGCCUCCUAUUUCACUCCAACCUUUAGCUCCUCCAAUUGCAUAGCCGCGUUCCCCCGACCAUCCGAAUGGACUCUCGCCGUGUUUCUCGGGCCGUGAGCGACCCUAAGGUCAGGCAAGUCGGGUUCUUCGCCCCCGGAGCCCCGCCGGAACGUUCUGAAUCGGGUCCCCCGGAUCCGGCGUCUCCCCCCGUGUCCGAUCUCUUUCCAUCCAGCAAUUCCCUCUCUCCGGUCAUGAUUCCGCCUCCGCGGCACCUUUCGGCCGACCUCUCUCGCGUGGUCUCUCACUUCCCACCUGCUUCGCCUUCCCCGCUCCGCCGCGACUCCCUCCCAGUCGGCAGUUACAAUCCAUCUGAGUUUACCUCCCCCACUGCCUCCGACUUCACGGAGGGCAUCCACUCUUCUAGUCGAGCUCGCAAGGGAGACUCUGGGAAAUUUGCUACUUCCCUCCCUAUUGGUGGAUUCUACAUGACGGGUUCCAAGCAGAACAGCUUUCCCGCAGCUGGAUUAACCACAGUUUCCAUUGUGAACGAACCUCAUGACGUAACUGAGAAAGAUGGGCGAUUAUCUGCUGCAGCACAGAGAGAGCAAGCAACGGGUUCUAAACCAUUGAAAGAGAAAACCACCAAGGCUGAAAGGCUUGCCCUUCAGGAGGCUCAACGCGCUGCAAAAGCUGCAUCUAAGGCCUAUACAAGUAAGGGAACUGCUGCUGCUUCAGGGGAAGCUACUUCUGCAAGUGCAAAUGCAGGAAAGGCUUCUAAGGGUCAUGCACAAAGGAAAGACAGCUCCCCAGUUGGAGCUUCUGAAAAAAGAGGCACUGAUCGUCCGGCUGAUAAAGAUAGGAAAAAAGAUGCGCCCCAUCCACGCAUGCAGUUUGAUGAUAAGAGCCGUGUGGAAAAAGCAAAGAAGCGCUCGGUAGUGAAACAAACUGAAGCAAGGAAUAGGGUUGAACUAUUCAGACAUCUGCCUCGGUAUGAACAUGGAACACGGCUUCCCGAGCUUGAAUCAAAGUUCUUCCAACUUGAUCCAGUCCAUCCUGCUAUUUUCCAGUUGAAAUGAUAUUUUUACAUGCUCAUGAGCUUGGCAAGGCUUUCCGUGUCAUAGUAGUGGAUUCACGUCCGAAACUUGAAGGGAAACUAUUGAUUCGUAGAUUAGUGGCAAAGGGAAUCAAUUCUUAUAAGUUUCAAGAGAGGGUUCAACUUGACUCAAUUUGCUCUAAUGAACUCGGUGAUCCAGA